GCUUCCAAUUGCUCGGAAAUUUUCAGCUAUAUGGGGGGCUUGGAUGGUGAGCAAAAACUAUUGAUCAAGAAGUUGGUCAAUUUUCGCAUGAAAGAAGGUAAAAGAACGAGAGUUCGUGCUAUUGUUUAUCAAACUUUUCAUCGCCCAGCUCGAACUGAACGCGAUGUAAUCAAACUUAUGGUUGACGCCGUAGAGAAUAUAAAGCCCAUAUGCGAAGUAGCAAAAGUAGGAGUAGCGGGUACUAUUUAUGAUGUCCCUGGGAUUGUAGCCAGGGAUCGUCAACAAACCUUAGCUAUUCGUUGGAUCCUUGAAGCAGCUUUCAAACGACGUAUAAGCUAUAGGAUAAGCUUAGAGAAAUGUUCAUUUGCUGAGAUACUGGAUGCUUACCAAAAGAGGGGAAGUGCACGUAGGAAAAGGGAGAAUCUUCAUGGACUGGCUUCCACCAAUCGAAGUUUCGCGCAUUUCAGAUGGUGAUCUGCAGAGACAACUGGAACAGAAGCUGCACUGGAAGAGGUAGCUAAGCCUGCCGAAUCUUGGGAAUUCAAAUCUGUUACCGACCUACCGCCUCCUUUUGAGUAUGCCGAUACUAAGAGUCCUCUCACUACCAACCAGCAGACAUCAUCUGGCUGGGUCUUGCCGGGUAGAUCGGAGCAAGAGGGAACGCCUAGACGACGUUUUUAUUCCUGGGCUGCUGUAAGUAGAUCGAGAGGUCGUUCCGCCCCUUGUCCCCGAAGAUGGGUAAUAUGUUCUCAAAAAAUGUUGCUUCAAUCUGACCUAGCUGGCGAGCGAUCCCAGUUCGCGGCAGAGAACAAGACAGCAAGCGAGCGUACCUUUGUUCGCUUCUUCUCCACCAAGCACGGAAGUUUAAGGAUAACUGUAGGUCGGUGGCUACCUAAGGAAACUCCGAUUCGAUCCGCCCCCCGAAAAGGAGGCAUUUACCUCAUCCCGAUCACAAGGAGAGAUUCUAAUCCCAGAUCUGGGCUUACCGGCCAUGGUUCCGAAAGGACUCUAAGCGCAAAGGAAUCUUCCGACGAGGCGUUAGAGGGGCUGCGGGGGAGAGCAGCCUCUACCAGGGGCAGGGGGUCGGCGUCCAUUGAGUAUAAGAGAGCAAAUGAUGGUAUAGCAAUGAACAUCGAGAUGAUACUAGGAAAGAUGGUAAUAGAGCAAGCUGGAGCGGAGGCAGCAGAGAUGAAGGUGAGAACAGGGGGGGAUGCUUGGAAAUUGCGUACUUUUUUUCUGACACCUGGCACAAAGAACUCGAGUGCCGCCUGCUACUACAGUGUAUUAGAGUUCGAGCAACAGAUCAAGGUUCGAGCUAAAGCUAAUUCCGAGUUUUCGCGGGAAGAAGUACGGUUUCGGACAGCUCAUGAUGAACUAUUGAAUCCUUCUCCAUCCGAAUCCGUCUCAGUUCCAGGUAUUGAAGCGAAAGAUGACUCGACCGGAGGAAAAAGCCACUCGGGGAUCAAUUUUCCACAUCAGUCUAAGUGGUGGAGACCCGCGGUAGUGAUGGCUACAAGUGGGCUACGAGACCAAGGUGGGGUUGCUAGACUGAGUCAGAGGAGAAAGAAGUGGAAUCAACGGGAAGACUUCAUUGCGAGAAUCAAUCAUAUGGAGGCUUGCAGACCUUCUUCCUAUGGGAAGCAAGUUAAUAAUGUAUCGGGUAAGGCCGGUCUAGAUCGAGGCCGUGAUGCAAGAAGACAAGGACUCCUUGGAAGGAAAGAGAUUACAAAAACUGGCGCUUGGCUGUCAGGCGCAACCUUUUUACUUGGUUUCCUUGUCGAGUCAAUUCGUUCUUCCAGUUCUGCAAGACUGCUGUUCUAUCAUUCCUUACUGAAAGUCCGGAAUAAAGAAAGCGCGGUUACUGGUGCUGUUACUACUCUUCCUAAAAGCCCUGUUGGCGCAUAUCGUGGGAAUGAAAGCAGUUCCUACAAGGGAGGGUCAGCCGGAAACAUAGGCCGCUUUUCAGAUGCAAAUAGGUGCCCCUUUGGCUGCUCCUCUUAUUCCAUUACCGAUUGCUUGCUUCUAGCUAGGGAUAAUAGGAAAACCUCUCUCGUGGCCCUUGCCCGUCCUAAAAAAGCCUUGUCCAAGUCCUCUUUCCGUAGAAGCCUUGGCAAUCGUCCUCUACUGUCGAAGCUGAUGCUACACCAACUCCAACAGCGCCUUCUCCAACGGUGCCGCCGUCAUCAUCUACAUCGACUUAUGAGAGCGUACCAAGCCUUCCUCUUGUUGUCGACUUAUCCGGUUGAAGCUGCAUCCAUCGUCCCACCUCAACCAUCUCAUUGCGUCAUUCUCAGCCUCCGUCACAACAUCCUAUACUUACUCGCUCCCGUGACGGUACAAGAAUCGGGAUCGACUCUUCAGAGAGGUGGAGGUACAAAGGAAAAAACACUGGAAGGAGAGACUUCGCUUCUACGACUGCCUCCCCAGCCGUUGCAAACAAUGAGCGAGAACGGUAAAGGGCGCACAAACUAUGUCGUUGCGCGGGGAUGCGAUUCACCAAGCUGGGACAAACUAAGCCGUCCGGGGUUGGUGGGGCGGAUUAGGAAUGCGAAGGCCUUUACUUCGAAAGGAGACCCGCCCACUAUUACCACGAAAAAAGCCCUGCCCUUUUCCUUCGCUACUAGGAAACGGAGCGGGGCCAAUUUCUCGUACUUGCUCCGUGUGCCCCCCUUUCGUCGAGUGCCCACUGGACUGUUGGCCUACCAAGUACUUGCCUGCUGCUCCUGCCGCCCGCUUGACGGGCGGAGCACUCGUUAUCCUUACGGUGGUUCUGUUCUGUUCUCUCUGCUGAGGCCCUCCCAUUGCUCUAGCCAUAAGCUAUGGCAGCUCCGGCUCGCAACCACGGGGGCCCGCCCCGCGGGGCCAGAGUGGGCUCAGCAGUCAGCCUUCAUUCGAAUGGAACUAGGGGGUCUUUCGCUUUUGCCGGAUCUAGAGAGAUACUACGAGUCCUCCGUCCCAGAUUCCAUCGCCGCGGCCAUCUGGUUCACCGGUACUACCAAAAAGUCUCAUGCUUACAUUACUGUUUAUUGAUGGUUUGAUUAUUUUAGACUACGAAGACCUCGGUCGUGCUUCUGGUUUCCAUUCCCAUUAGAAUAUUGAUGAUAAAUCUCCUCGUGCUCU
Molecule: messenger RNA, 3120 nt
Organism: Arabidopsis arenosa
Lineage: Eukaryota; Viridiplantae; Streptophyta; Magnoliopsida; Brassicales; Brassicaceae
Source: the annotation of a GenBank genome assembly